This is a messenger RNA of Loxodonta africana (African savanna elephant), 240 nucleotides long. RefSeq names its product transmembrane protein 238 like (gene TMEM238L). The record is from RefSeq and is a predicted model, not a curated record. Lineage: Eukaryota; Metazoa; Chordata; Mammalia; Proboscidea; Elephantidae. The transcript has a single exon. Bases 1 to 240 code for a protein of 79 amino acids.
AUGCUCCUGGGCCGGCUGUGCGGAAGGUGCAGCUGUGGGCGGUGUGUGAUCUUACUCUGCCUCGCCAUCCUGGUCGAUGCUGUUGGUCUGGUUGUCCUGCUGGUGGGGAUCUUCGCCUCCCUGAACUACUGGGACUUCUUGGUCUACACAGGGGCCCUGAUUCUGGCCCUCAGCCUCCUUUUCUGGAUCAGCUGGUAUUGCUUCAACAUUGAGGUGCCUUUUGAGCAACUGAACCUGUAG